Siniperca chuatsi (mandarin fish) is the source of this 1566-nucleotide messenger RNA. RefSeq lists its product as uncharacterized. The transcript has 2 exons. Lineage: Eukaryota; Metazoa; Chordata; Actinopteri; Centrarchiformes; Sinipercidae. The record is from RefSeq and is a predicted model, not a curated record. The coding region runs from base 1 to 744 and encodes 247 amino acids.
AUGAAGUUCAACCCCAUCUGGAGGCCUGGUGGAAUGCUUGUGGUCGACCGGACAAGGGGCCGGCGACGGGACAGCAGGACGGAGAGCUGGCGACAGGACUGCAGGACUGGGAGCCAGCAACGGGACUGGGAGCCAGCAACGGGACUUCAGGACUGGAAACAGGCGACGAGACUUCAGGGCUGGAAACAGGCGACGGGACUUCUAGACUGGAAACCGGCGACAGGACUGCUGGACUGGAAACCGGCGUCUGGGCCUCUGGACUGGAAACCAGAGGCUGCUGCGAUCCAGCUGGGACUGGAGGAGACUGCUGCGGCCGCGGAGCUGGGACUGAAGGAGGCUGCUGCAGCCGCGGAGCUGGGACUGAGCCCUGCUGACCUAUUCCAGGACCCAUUGGAGGGUUUCCGAUGUUACCUCUCCACCCAUCCACCACCAGCCAUGCCAACCAUAACUUCUGGCACUUCUUCAAUCACUCUGUCACCACAGGUUUACUCCCACAUUAUUGCACAACUCAUGCCCGUCUCGGGCUCGGCAGAGGACUGUGAUAAAUUUUUGUCACUGUGUUCCCUGAUCGUAGAAAUGAAUCCCCACCGACGAGCUAUCCAAGGUGGCCCUCUUAAUCUACCUGUUCGAAGGACUGGCGCUUCGCUGGGCAGGAGACAGAUGGUCACGACUUGGAGACAUUCCCCGAUCUUUUCACAGUCUAGUAACACUCCUCCGGAAGGAGUUUGGCACGCCAGUCAGUGACUCGUCAGCCAGUCUUCUGCCUGCAUCUCUACUGGCCAGUCUUCUGUCUACCAAUCCACAACUUGCUUGCACUGGAGUUCCGCCGGCCAGCUGCUCACCUGCGCCGCGGUCAUCUCCAGUUCUGGCACCGCGGUUGUCCCAAGUCCCGCCAUCACUCCCUGCUGGAUCGCAGCAACAGCCAUCACUCUCUGCUGGAUCGCAGCCGUCAUUGCAGCAGCCAGCACCCCCUGCCAGACUCUCCGCCGGACCGCAGCAGCUCCUCACUCCCGGACUCCCUGCUGGAUCGCAGUCACCUCCUUUCCCGGCUGGAUUGCAGCAGUUCCCUGGACUCCCUGCUGGAUCGCAGUCGCCUCCUUUCCCGGCUGGAUCACAGCAUGCCGCAGGACUGACUGCUGGGUCGCUACAAGCCGCUGAAUCAUCAACUGGGUCACAGCAGCAGCCGUGCCCUCCUUCUCGGCCAGAAUGGCAGGUUCCGGAUUCCUGGACCCACUGGUCCAGCCCGCUCCUCUGCCUCCGCUCCUGUCGCCAGCUCCUUGUCCUGCAGCCCCGUCGCCGGCUUUCUGUCCUGCUGUCCCGAUGCUGGCUCUCUUUCCUGCUGUCCCAAUGUCAGUCCCCUGUCCAGCUGUCCCGAUGUCAGUCCCCUGUCCAGCUGUCCUGAUGUCUGUUCCCGGUCCAGGAGUCCCGUCGCAUGUUCCUGCUGUCCCGACGCCGGUUCCCUGUACGUCUUAUGCUACUCAGCAUAAGAUGUUUCUCCAGAGCUUCUUCCCUCUCUCCAUACCUACACUAUCUGGUAGUAAUCAAAUAAAGAACAUUCUGGUUCCA